AUGAUGUAUUUUAUUUUAUACUUCAUAAGAUAGCUUUAAUAAUGUAGAUAAUUGAAAAGAUCUCAUCUAGUAAUGAUUUUUUACUGAUUAAAGAUUAAAAAGGACUAAAAUUUAUUAAUAAAAUAAUAAAAAUGAUAAAAUUGGGACAUAUGUUAGCACAAGAACAAGCAAAAUUAAAAUCAGAAAUGCAAGUUGCGUCUAGAUAAAAGAAAUACAGAAAUGCUACAGCAUCUACAUUGUAAGAAGCACACUAACAACAAGCUAUCCAAACAUAUCGAAAACAUCGACAUUGUUAUAAAAGUCAUAAGCUAGUCCAACCAAUUCUACGAAUUAUUUGAGUUAUAAUUGCUCACCAAUAUCAUCACCAAAAUACUUUUCAUAUUCUCCUGAUCCAGAUCAAAUGUUUGGAAUAAAGAAUAACUAAGUUUAAACAUCUUAAAUAAACAAAUUAGAAAUGAUUUAAUAGGCACCGAAUAAACCACCAUUGAAAAGAGUUAACAAACUUACAAAUUUGAGAAAUAUUAAUAACAAUAGUAUAAGUUAACCACAUUCAUUAAAGAAUGAGGAAUCAAAAGAAAAACUAUUAGAAUAAACUCACUUUUUAUGUGCGAUUAUGUAAUAAUAACAUAGUGUAACUGGUAAGAUUGUAACUAAUUUUUUAAAUGGACGUCUUGAAAAAAAUAGCUAUGAAUCUAUAAUUUCAAUGGAGAAAUCAGCAUAAGCAUUAUAAUAAUCCGCAAAAGAAAUGUCAAAAGCUUUGUAUGCUUCUGAUGAUGAAGGAGAGUUUGAGAAUUUGUAGAAUAAAUUUAUAGAUUAAUUACGAUUUUCAAAAUACAGAAAACCAAAUUAAGAAAAAAAUAUUGUAUUUAAAAGAAAUUAUGGUUAAAAACAUGAAAUGAUGAUAGAUUAAGUAGUUUAAUAAAGGUAAAAAUCUGAGGAGAAUUAGGAUUUUGAUGUAUUUAUUCCAAAAUCAUAAAUGGAUUAAUUUUUUAAGUAGAACUAUAUUAAUGAUUUAGAAUAAUAUAAGAUAAAAUAGAUGGAAGAAUGAUAGAAUAAAAAUAAUAGUUGAUAAAGGAAGAAUAAAAAUUAGU
Molecule: messenger RNA, 1091 nt
Organism: Paramecium sonneborni
Lineage: Eukaryota; Ciliophora; Oligohymenophorea; Peniculida; Parameciidae
Source: the annotation of a GenBank genome assembly